Rotaria sp. Silwood2 is the source of this 2238-nucleotide messenger RNA. The record is from the annotation of a GenBank genome assembly. Lineage: Eukaryota; Metazoa; Rotifera; Eurotatoria; Philodinida; Philodinidae.
AUGACGACCACAACUUCGACUCCACCGAGUUCAGUAGCAUCUUCAAUAUCGUCAUUUGAUCCACAAUUACUUAAACUUCUUGCACGUCAUCAUCAUUUUAAUCAACAACCAAGUGCAAAAGAAUUUCUUCAACAUGCUUUUUAUUUUAAUCAUCCACCACCAAAUACUGUAGCUACAAUAACACCUCGCCAUCAUCUUAGUAAUGGAUUAUCAAAAUUAAAUACAGAAAAUUCAACAUCAAAUAAAUUAUUAUCACCAUCAUCAUCAACAACAACAACAAAUAAUGGAAAAGUUGAUCAACAACAAAUAACAUCACCAACUAAUAAUCAAAUAAAAAAACCAACAACUCAACAACAACAACAAACUAAAGAUGUUCUUGCUUUUGAUCAGUGGCUUCAACCACCACUUGGUUCUAUUAUACAAGGUCCGCCAUGUGUUCAAGCUGACACAUCAUCGUCAUCAUCAUCAUCGUCGAGUUCAUCUGCGACAGCAGGUCUUAAAAGUGAAACAACAUUAUCAUCAGGUGAACGUAUAACAUGUUUUAUAGUUGGUGGUGAAAAGCGUUUAUGUUUACCAGAAAUUUUAAAUACUGUUUUAAAAGAUUUUUCCUUACAAGAAAUAAAUGCUGCAUGCGAAAGAUUACAUAUUUAUUGUUCGCGUUGCACUAAUGAACAACUUGAUAUACUUAAAAAGACUCAAGUUUUACCAAUGAAUGCUCCAUCAUGUGGUUUAAUAACCCAAACAGAUGCUGAACGUCUUUGUGCUAGUUUAUUACAAUUACGUUAUAAAGGACAAUUACGUACAGUGAAUUCAAUAACAACAAAUCAAUAUGAACGUUUAUAUUCAAUAAAAGUUCAACAUAAAUGUUUUGGUAAAUGUUCAGGAACAUUAUAUCCAACAUUAUAUGUUGCACCACAAGCUGAAUGUAUACAAUGUGAUACAUGUCAAGCAUUAUUUUCUCCCAAAACGUUUGUUUCACAUGGACAUAAAUCUGAAGAAAAUCGUAUUUGUCAUUGGGGAUUUAAUUCUGAUAAUUGGCGUGCUUAUUUAAAAAUCCGUUCAACUGAAAAUAAUAAAGCACAUGAAGAAUUAGAAUUAUUUAAAGAAAAAUUUUUAAAUACAAAUAAUAAUAUUAAUCAAAAGAAACGUUUACCACAACAAUCAGAUUGUUUAUUAUCAGCAGAAAAACGUACAAAAUUAGUUCCAUCAUCUUCAACUGACACAUGGUCAUAUCCAUAUAAUCAAUCAAAUUUUGCAUCAAUGAAAAAAGAUAAUCAUUACGGUGAUUAUUCAUUUGGUGCAUGUUUACCACGGCCAACAUUAAUACCUCCACCAUUACCUUUAGCAGUACCACUUGAAGCAGCAGCAGCAACAACAACAUCGAACAGUUGCACUCGGCCAUCACCAUUGCGUAUUGUUCGUUCGAAUUCUCCGACAUUAAAUGAGCCAACAAAUCCGUCCAUUACCAAUUUUAAUGAUUUUUCACCAGAUGGUAUUCGACAAAUCGUAGAAACAACAGUAUCAUCUCCACGAGCUCGUCAACAACUAAUAACAUAUAUAUCUCAAUUACAGUUACAUGCUUAUACACAAUCAACAAAAACCAAUUCAGUUAUUGCUGCGGCUGCACAGCAACAAAAUGAAACAAUUUUAUUACGUCGUGAAAAUGAAUUACUUCGUGAACGUUUAUCAAAAUUAGAAGCUGCACAAAUAUCAUCAAAUUCAAGUACAAUAAGUAAUGGAAGUAAAUUUUCAUCAAAUGAUAAUAAUCAUCAACAAGAUAGUAUUGUUGGUGAUUCUGAUGAUCUUGAUUCAAAUGUAUCAUUACAUAGUACAUCAUCUAUAGUUGCUCAUGAUACAACAAUUGAACAACCAAAAUAUUUUGAUCGUAAACGUCGUUUAUUAGCAGCUGAACAACAAAUUUCAACAUCAGAAAAUGAUACAUUAAUAAUAAAAAAAUCCAGUCCACAUAAAAAAGCUUGUUUAGAUGAUAUUGUUGAUUCAUUAAAUCAAAAAGCACAAGCUGAAAGAGACGAAGAAGAUGAACCAGAAGAGGGUGAAAUUGAAGAUCAUCAAUUAAAACAAGAACAAAAUAAUAAUAAUAAUAAUGAUGAUGAUGAAGAACUAGUUGUAGAAACAAAUCAUAAUUUAACACCACCAUCAACAACAACAGAACGCGAAGACGAAGAUGAAGAUAUUGAUAUUGAUGAUGCUAAACUGACUGUUGAUGAUGAUCAUUAA